GGGGCCCCGGCGGUGCUAAAUGAUAGAGGAUACGAUGACUCUGCUGUCUCUGCUGGGUCGCAUCAUGCGCUACUUCUUGCUGAGACCCGAGACGCUGUUCCUGCUGUGCGUCAGCCUGGCCCUGUGGAGCUACUUCUUCCACACGGACGAGGUGAAGACCAUCGUCAAGUCCAGCCGCGACGCCGUGAAGAUGGUGAAGGGCAAGGUGGCCGAGAUCAUGCAGAACGACCGCCUGGGCGGGCUGGACGUGCUCGAGGCCGAGUUCUCCAAGACCUGGGAGUUCAAGAGCCACAACGUGGCCGUCUACUCCAUCCAGGGCCGCCGGGACCACAUGGAGGACCGCUUCCAGGUUCUCACGGACCUGGCCAACAAGACGCACCCGUCCAUCUUCGGGAUCUUCGACGGGCACGGCGGCGAGGUAGGGGUUGGCAGCGUGUCUGUCUGUCUGUCUGUCUGUGGACGGCGCGUGUGA
Messenger RNA from Dipodomys spectabilis (banner-tailed kangaroo rat), 472 nucleotides. RefSeq names its product protein phosphatase 1L-like. The transcript has a single exon. The coding region runs from base 20 to 472 and encodes 150 amino acids. NCBI's taxonomy places the organism in Eukaryota, Metazoa, Chordata, Mammalia, Rodentia, Heteromyidae. Gene Ontology annotation, molecular function: cation binding. The record is from RefSeq and is a predicted model, not a curated record.